AUAACCGGAAGAACAAAGACCAGUUGUUCUAGCUUUUCUUUUCUCUUCCUUACUCUCUCUCUCUCUUCGUUUACUCUCUCUCUAGACUUUCAUCUUCCUCAAAUCCACCAUCAUUCGUCCUCAUACUCAUCACCACCAUUAUCGCAAUCGUAUAUUCAAACUUCUGUAAUCAUAAAAUCAGCAAUUCGAAAAACACGAAACGAAACCCUAAUUGACUGAUCUUUUAGUGUAGUGUUUUUGGUUACAUGGGGGCGAAGUUUGGCUUUUACGCAUGCUGAAGGGGCGUAUACGUUGAAAGUAUGUUAGAGGCUCCAAAGUUUACAGGCAUGAUGGGCCUAAACGAUGGUCACGAUAAAAUCGUUGAUCUGUCACAAGGGUUCUACCAUAAGCUCGGUGAAGGGUCAAACAUGUCAAUCGACAGUUUCAACAGUUUACAAAUGAGCAACGGUGGCGGGUCAGUAGCAAUGUCUCUUGAUAACAGUAGUGUGGGGUCCAACGAAUCCCACACUCGCAUAUUAAACCACCAGGGGUUAAAACGUAACAAGAAUUACACCGAUGCUCAUAGUGUUAACAGAGGUCGCGUCUCGCAAGGGUUAAGCGACGAUGCUUUGGCUCGCGCGUUAUUAGACCCGCGUUUUCCAACUGGCGGGUUAGAGAAUUAUAUCGAAUGGACUAUUGAUUUACGGAAACUCAGCAUGGGGCCCGCUUUUGCACAAGGGGCGUUUGGAAAGCUGUAUAAGGGUACUUACAAUGGUGUGGAUGUCGCUAUCAAGCUUUUGGAAAAACCCGAAAACGAUUUGGAACGGGCCCAGCUUAUGGAACAACAGUUUCAGCAGGAGGUUAUGAUGCUUGCGAGAUUAAAGCACCCGAAUAUUGUACGGUUCAUUGGCGCGUGUAGGAAACCGAUGGUUUGGUGUAUUGUGACGGAAUAUGCGAAGGGCGGUUCCGUUAGGCAGUUUUUGACGAAACGACAAAACCGAUCUGUGCCGUUGAAGUUAGCGGUGAAACAGGCGUUGGAUGUUGCAAGAGGGAUGGAAUAUGUACAUGCACUCGGGUUGAUUCAUAGAGAUUUGAAAUCGGAUAAUCUUUUAAUUUCGGCUGAUAAGUCGAUCAAAAUUGCUGACUUUGGAGUUGCGAGAAUUGAAGUGCAGACCGAAGGAAUGACGCCAGAGACCGGGACUUACCGUUGGAUGGCUCCGGAGAUGAUCCAGCAUAGGUCUUACACGCAAAAAGUGGACGUAUACAGCUUUGGGAUAGUUCUCUGGGAACUAAUAACCGGGAUGCUUCCGUUUCAAAACAUGACAGCCGUACAGGCGGCAUUCGCGGUGGUCAACAAAGGUGUCCGCCCCACCAUCCCGUACGACUGUCUUCCGGUACUUGGUGAAAUUAUGGUCCGUUGCUGGGACAUAAAUCCGGAUGUGAGGCCGCCGUUCACAGAGGUGGUUAGAAUGCUGGAACAUGCGGAAACCGAAAUUAUGACAACGGUUCGAAAGGCUCGGUUUAGGUGCUGCAUGAGUCAACCCAUGACUACUGAUUGAUGAUGAUGUGUGAAGGAUGGAUAUAAGAAAAAGAAAAAAAAAAUGUUAAAGAAAAUGAACAGGUGAAAAAAAGGUGAUUUUGUAUGGCAUCUGUAUGUAUCUAUUAUCAGGGUAAUUUCUUUCUUCAGAUAGGGUGAACAAAGGAAGAAAAUUAUGAUAUGAACUACUUGCUUUAUGGAUUUUUUUUUUUUUGGGGUAUUUUGUUGAAUGUUGAUGGAUUAUGGUUUUGAAUUAGUACUAAUGGAGGAGAUUUGUGUUGUAUGUA
This is a messenger RNA of Helianthus annuus (common sunflower), 1803 nucleotides long. RefSeq names its product serine/threonine-protein kinase STY13. The record is from RefSeq and is a predicted model, not a curated record. Gene Ontology annotation, molecular function: protein kinase activity; ATP binding. The transcript is spliced from 3 exons. Gene Ontology annotation, biological process: protein phosphorylation. The coding region runs from base 300 to 1538 and encodes 412 amino acids. NCBI's taxonomy places the organism in Eukaryota, Viridiplantae, Streptophyta, Magnoliopsida, Asterales, Asteraceae.